Molecule: messenger RNA, 3261 nt
Organism: Oryzias melastigma (Indian medaka)
Lineage: Eukaryota; Metazoa; Chordata; Actinopteri; Beloniformes; Adrianichthyidae
Product: protein GPR108
Exons: 18
Coding region: 290-1939 (549 amino acids)
Biological process (GO): transport
Cellular component (GO): Golgi apparatus; membrane
Source: RefSeq, a predicted model, not a curated record
UGGAAAAAAAUUGGUCGUCAGCGAACGCUGGCCGCUGAUUCGCAGCUGAUUCAGACCAGGAAGUGAGAUGCGUCCGCCGCUCACUAGCUUGUUUUUAACCUUAUGCGAUGAAAGCACCAAAUGAUAUAUAAAUUAUAGUUUAUCUGUAUGCAGUAUUUACAACCAGGAGUUUUCCCUUAUAAGUUAGUAACUUGUAACUUGACUCGGGCACGGUGAAGACUCUUAUCGAGUUCUUUUUUAAGCCAUCUGGGAGAAUUGUUGGUCGAAGUUACCGUUAGCAAAGUCGGUGAUGGCCGAAGCACACAGGCAUUGUGUGGUCGGAUUUCUACUCCUGUCACUGCUAUGUGGAUGCACGGCACGGAAACAUAAACUCACCUUAAAGAAUGAAACGCGCUCUACCGUGGACCUCAACAACUUUGGUUUCUUCGCCAAUGGGACUUUGAACGUCAACAUGUCUUCUUUGUGGAUGAAAGAAAAGCUUGUGAACUACAGCACGUAUCCAGUUGGUUUCAGCCUCUCCAGGUCUCGAGUUAGUGGAGUUUUGUCCUACACAGCAGAAGAAACUGAGACCUGUCCGCUCACUUUGACCAAAUCACCCAACGAUGAGCCGCUCAUUCUCUUUCUUAUUGACAUCCAAAGCCUCAGCAUCAAUGUGAAGGCUAUGGGCGACCAGGACAAUGUGUUGAUGGCAAAGCCAAAGACUGAACCAACCGCAGGAAAAAGGAAGACCAGAGAUGCUCCUGCCCCAACGGAGAAAGUGUCUGUCAGUGGGAAGUCAGCAGAACCCGAUAAGGCUAAAGAAAACGUUGAGCAGACAAAAGAAGUUCAGGAAGGCAGAAAAGCAUUCAUGCUGGACAAGGUGACCCAGUUCACCCUAGACUUGCACAAAAUUAAUGGCUCCUACAACUUCAGUUUCGACUUGCUGGUCGGCCCGAAGGCCCAGGGCCUGUACAGCCUCAAGUUCCACUACUGCAUGAACAGGAUUCCCGGGGUGCAGCUUCCGUACUCCUUCACGGUGGAAGUGACCGAGAAGAAUCCAGGAGGCUUCCUGUCUGCAGCAGAAAUCCCUUUGUCCCGCCUCUACCUGUACAUGGCUGGAGUCUUCUUCACCGCCGCCAUAGUCUGGGUCCACAUUCUCAUGAAGCACAGGUACAGCGUCUUUAAGAUCCACUGGCUCAUGGCGGCUCUGGCUUUCACCAAGUCCAUAUCUUUAGUUUUCCACAGUAUCAACUAUCACUUCAUCAACACUGAGGGCUAUCCGAUUGAAGGCUGGGCUGUCAUGUACUACAUAACUCACCUGCUGAAGGGCGCUCUCCUCUUCAUCACUCUGGCUCUGAUCGGCACCGGCUGGGCUUUUGUCAAAUACAUCCUCUCUGACAAGGAGAAGAAGAUAUUUAUGAUAGUCAUCCCUUUGCAGGUCCUGGCUAACGUCGCCUACAUCAUCAUCGAGUCGACAGAGGAAGGCUCCAGCGAGUAUUACCUCUGGAAGGAGAUCCUCUUCCUCGUUGACCUCAUCUGUUGUGGAGCCAUCCUUUUUCCCGUCGUCUGGUCCAUCCGUCAUCUACAGGAGGCUUCAAGCACAGAUGGCAAAGCUGCCAUGAAUUUGGAGAAGCUCAAGCUCUUCCGGCAUUACUAUGUUAUGAUUGUGUGUUAUAUCUACUUCACAAGGAUCAUAGCCAUUCUGCUCAAGAUCACUAUGCCUUUCCAGUGGCAGUGGUGUUAUGAGUUUCUUGUGGAGGUCUCCACGCUGAUCUUUUUUGUGCUGACGGGUUACAAGUUCCGACCAGCAUCCAACAACCCCUACCUGCAGCUUCCCCAGGACGAGGAGGACGUGGAGAUGGAUGAAGUGGUGACCGAGUCAGGUGCUCUGGAAGGAAUUUCCAAAGUCAAGAAGACUUCUAACGGACGUGAGCGCCAGAAAGAACCCGUCGCCAUCUGAGCGAAGAGCUUCAUCUUCCAGAGAGACCAACUGAACCCCCCCCUCGCAUGGCGAAUGGAAGGUGGUGGGAGGGGGACACAGAUGGACCAAGACUCCCUGCUUUCAUUGAAGGCUUUCCUCUUGAAACUGAGUGGUUCCAGUGGUCAUGUCCGCUGUCUGGCUAUGCAAAAAAAACAAAAAAAUAAAUUAAAAAAACAAAACAAAAAAAGGACUAACAUGCGGGACGCUCCGAUUUCUCCACACAGAAACUCCCAAGAUUCCGGAGGUUUCUGUUGACGCGGACUUGUGGAGAUACUGAGACGAGCCCUUUUUUUGGUCGCUGUUGUUUUCUUUUCAGUUUUUCUCCAAAGAUAAUUAUUUUAGAACAGAAAUUUGCUCUCGAGUGUGUUUAUAAACUAUUUAAAAACGGUACUUCUGGAAGCCUUCUUACCUUCUCUUGUGUGAAGCUAGAACAUUGUGCGUACGUGAAUGUGCGAAGCUGCAGGAUUUUUUUGGAGACAAUGGCCCAAACUCAGGUAAAAGGCUCAUUCGGUGUAGUUCUAUUUCGGCACUGUAUCCCACCGCUCAGGGGGCGGGGCGUUAUCAUUUCCCAUCAGUCAUGGUGCAACUUCCUGUUCAUGCAGCACAUUUGUUUUUGCUUUUGCUUCUAUGGAUGUUUGAAGUUGUAUAUUUCAAUAUGUUGAUUUCCUGCAUAACCACAUGUUUCCUGUCUGCGCUGAGGAGGGAGAUGUUCUCCUCGUUUGGACCUCUGCUGUAAUUUAGUGCUUUGAGGAAAGCUCCUCCUCCUCUUUCAAAUUCUGACUCCAACUUAUCAGAGCGGUGGUCCUGCUUUGAUCUCUUGUUUUUUUUUUUUUUUUCUUUUUGGCCUGGAUGUUGCAGGAGAAGUGUCUUUGCAGCUUUCUAAACACUCGGUUUUAUCAUUUGCUCUUGAUGAUGUGAAGCUUUUCCUGAUGACUACUUCUCUGUUUUCGGCCCGUGCAGCCAGGCUCAGUACACGUGUAAAUAAGACUGUUAAUACAGAGAAUUUCUUCAUGUUUCGGGUGAAAUCCACAGAUGAGAUUUGUUCUUUUUUUUGGCAACAAGUUGAGUAAGUUAACAUUAAACAGUUAUCGGAGUCUCCUGAUGUUUAACCGUUCCUGUUGGCAGAAGACAGAGCUGCUGUGUUUACACUUUGUGUCUCCAGGCUCUCAGUAUUGGAGCUAAAGAAACAGGUUCGUUUAAAGGUGGUGAAGAAAGGUGAAUUAUUUUUGCUGUUUUUGCUCAUUAAAGGAAUCUGAUUGAUGUUUAUAUUAUUGUCACAAUAAACCGGAUUUCUGAACGGA